Messenger RNA from Paramecium sonneborni, 579 nucleotides. Lineage: Eukaryota; Ciliophora; Oligohymenophorea; Peniculida; Parameciidae. The record is from the annotation of a GenBank genome assembly.
AUGUAAAAAGAAAUAACAAUAGUAAAUACAUAGCAUUCAGAAUAUGGAGAUAUGUUAAAAUUAAUUGGAAUUGGUUUAAGAAUAGGUGAGAUUUCAUCUGCCCAAAUAGAAGAUGAUUAUUUUGAAUUAAGUGAAGAAGAAUAAUCUGAGUAUUUUCACAAGAAAGGAAUCUAUAGCAAUUUUGAUGAUAUAUACUUUUCAUUAGGAGAAUUUGAAGCUAUUCAUAUAGAAAAUUGUACAAUAGAAAAUUAUAAUGCAGAAAAUGAUUUAUAAGAUGUACCUUUAAUUGAUAUUACAAUUACAAAUUGUUAAUUAGAAGAAAAAAACUUAGGUUAUUUACUUGAAUCAAUAAAUGUAUAAUAUUUAUAGACUCUAAAUUUAUCGAAUAAUAAACUUGGAUUGAAUGAUUUGAAUGAAUUUGAGAAUAUUAUUGAUAUACUAAACAAAAAGGGAGCGAAGAAUACUAGACUUAUUUUAAAGGAUAACCCAAUAAUAAAAAAGUAUUAAGAAGAAAAAUAGAGUUUGCCAACAAUUGGGACAUGGCCAUACAUAUGUAUAUCUUAAUUAAUAUGGUUUUGA